This is a messenger RNA of Pangasianodon hypophthalmus (striped catfish), 3524 nucleotides long. RefSeq names its product inverted formin 2. Gene Ontology annotation, molecular function: actin binding. The transcript has 16 exons. The coding region runs from base 142 to 2475 and encodes 777 amino acids. The record is from RefSeq and is a predicted model, not a curated record. NCBI's taxonomy places the organism in Eukaryota, Metazoa, Chordata, Actinopteri, Siluriformes, Pangasiidae.
CUGGCAUGGGUGCUCCUCCUCCUCCACCUUUACCUGGCAUGGGUGCUCCUCCUCCUCCACCUUUACCUGGCAUGGGUGCUCCCCCACCUCCGCCUUUACCUGGCAUGGGAAUGCCACCACCCCCCUCCACCCUUCCCAGGGAUGGUACCUGGAGGCCCUCCACUACCACCUCCACUCCCUGGCAUGCCCUGCCCACCUUGCCCACCUCCUAUGGGAGGAGAUGUAAUAGUAGCCCACAAUGUUCAGGUUCUUGGUAGAGCUUACAGCAUGCCAGUGAACACUAGUCGAUAUCCCACACUUAGGAUGAAGAAGCUCAACUGGCAGAAGCUAAACUCCAGAGCAGUCACUGAUGGUUGCAAUAUAUGGGCCUCGGAACAAACCGAUUCCCCUCUGGAACCUGACUACACCAGCAUCGAGCAACUCUUCAGUCUCCCAGUGACUGAGCCCAAAGAGAAAGGCCCGGCUGCUCCUGCCAAAAAAGAACCCAAAGAAAUUUCCUUUAUUGAUCCCAAGAAGAACCUGAAUCUGAAUAUAUUUCUCAAACAAUUCAAAUGCUCUAAUGAGGAGUUUGUGGACAUGAUUCAGAAAGGGGAUCGUUCCAAGUUUGAUGUCGAGGUGUUAAAACAGCUGCUGAAGCUCCUGCCAGAGAAACACGAGAUUGACAACCUGAACUCUUUCCAAGGAGAACGAGACAAGCUUGCCAAUGUCGACAAGUUUUACCUAUCACUCCUCGCUGUUCCCUGCUAUCAGCUGAGGAUUGACUGCAUGUUGUUGUGUGAGGAGACUGUAUCUGUGCUGGAGAUUCUGAAACCCAAAGCACAGCUGGUGAAGGAGGCUUGUAAGAGUCUCAGAGCUAGCACACUUCUGCCCAGUUUCUGCAGGUUAAUCCUUCGAGUAGGAAACUUCCUCAACUAUGGAAGUCAUACAGGAAACGCUGAAGGAUUCAAGAUUAGCUCCUUGCUGAAGCUGACGGAAACCAAAGCCAACAAGGGCCGUAUCACUCUGUUACACCACAUCCUCGAGGAAGCAGAGUUGAACCACCCUGAGCUUCUGAACCUUCCUGACGACAUUGAAAGCUGUGAAAAAGCAGCAGGAAUAAACCUAGAUUGCAUUCAGAGUGAGGCAAAUGCACUGUCCAAGCGUUUAAGGGACACAGAGAAAAAGGUCUCUUCAUCAGUUCAAGAUGUAAAAGAUCAAUUUUUAGGUAUUAUCAAGGAGAACCUUCAGGCAUGUAAAGAUUUGGAGGACUGCUUUGCUGACAUUGAGAAGAAGAAAGAAGAUCUGGCUCAGUACCUGUGUGAGGAUGCUGCUCAGCUGUCACUAGAGGAACUCUUUAGCAACAUCAAGACCUUCCGAGGGCUUUUCCUCAAAGCAUUAAAGGAGAACAAGAUCCGUAAGGAGCAAGCUGCCAAAGCGGAGAAGAGGAAGAAGCAGCUGGCAGAGGAGGAGUCCAAGCGACAGAAAGGAGAGAAUGGCAAGAUCAUUAGAAGAGGUGGUGUGCCUCAGGAGGAUGGCUGCAUCAUUGACAACCUGCUGGCUGACAUCAGAAAAGGUUUCCAGCUUAGAAAGACCAGGCCAAGGUGCGAAACGGAAAGUGCCCCCUCUAGUGAAAUGCAUAGGGACACCGCACCAAGUGUCAAAUGUGCAGAAAAAGAAGUCACAUCAGGUGUAGCUCAGGACCUCCCUCCUCGGCCAGAGGAGACAAGCGUCGAAGAUCCAGUCAGCGCUUCCUCCACCGGCCCCAGAGGAGAAGCAGCAGUCACAGCAACUGGUAAUGAUGCUCCGCUCACACAUCAAGAGACCCAACCAGGCCUCUCCACUGAAAACACCCUGUCUAACCAUACAGCUACACCGCUCAAGCCUUCAGCAGAGUCUCAGGAUCGCUUAAAAGAUAAUGUAGAAACACAAACUCUUCCAACUGAAGUCCUUAGUGAGAAAAACUCUUCCACAGAGACUCCACUAACAGAAAAGACCUCUGUGGACACACCAUUCUCUACAGUGCCUACAUCUAUUGUGAAUAUAUCUGCAGCAAAAGAUGGCACACAACAAAACUGUAACUCUAAUAAUAGCCAAGUCAAAGAUGACCAAGCUUCUAUUGAUACCACACCCAAAAAUGUGACAAACGUCAAUUCUGGUGCUCAUACUGACUCGAAUGUGAAAGUACACGGUACGGUCACCAAUGAAAUAGUUCCAGAAAGCCAAGAACAGAAUGCAAAGAGACACUCAAGCAAAACUCAAGUAGACUCUAGCAGCACCACUGAGUCAUCUCUUACCAGUAACAGUAAUACUGAGGUGCCGCGUGAGCCUGAUGUACCUGACGGAGCGUGUGCUGUGGAUGGAACUGCUCCCCCGAAUCCUCCCACCUCUCAGCCGAAAUCACGCAAGCUCAUCCGAGGAAAGAAAAAAAGCAAUAAAGAAGCUGAGGGUAACAGCGAAGGAGACAGUAAGCAUAAAACGACCUGUGUGUUGCAGUAAGGGAGACCCAGGAAAGGGAAACCACAAGGGAAGAGAUGAAGCUUUAACUGAAUAGGUGUAUUCAUGAACAACUUUUAAAGCACCCUUUAACUGCUUUCACACACAACACUCAGAAACCAAGGGCUGAGCACACAGAGCAGAAUCAAAAGUUUUGUGUGUGCCGAUGGACCACGUGCUGAUAUUUAAGGAAGAAAAAGCAUUAUUUUUGUAAAAGCUUACUUGUGCCCUUUAGAGUUGACUGUGGCCAAAUAUUUCAGUAGUUCGUGCACUAUAUUAUGAUGAGCUAAAUCUUUGUUUACAUAUAGAGAUAUAUCUAGGAGCAAUGGACAAAAAAGAAAUCAAAAUAAUUUGUAUAUAUUGGAAUUAUGUGAGUUUACCAGUAAUAGUUUAAGAUGGCCCAGUGUUCCAGAUUUGAAUCAGAAUUACAUUGUAAGAUUUUAGGUUAACAGAAUUUCAUAUUUUAAACAAAUUGCAAGUUAAAUAACACAUUCAAUAUGUAAUAAUCAGAGUGAAUGUAUAGUAUCUGUUUAAAGGAAAAGAAAGUAUUCUAUGAUGUGGUUUGUUAUAGCAAUAUAAGAGCCCAAUAAGGUUGGCAGUGUUACUUUAAAUCCCGUUUAAUCUUGUUCAAACCUGUCUGGAAAACUGUCUGGAAAUCCCAUAUUAUAUUUGCCUGUCUAAGUAAUAAUGUAAAUGUUAUAUUCAUGACUGACUGCUUAGAGUAAGUGUAUGAUGUGACCUAAGAAAAAAAAUUUAGUUGAUAUCUACCUGUUGCGAAGUGGUUAGUGAAAUAAAUACAGCAGUUGAUGUAUGCUAUGAUUGGUGUAAUUUACAUAAAAUGUUCUGGAUGGACUCUUAAUUCAACCAACUAACAGUCUCUGUUACCAACUAAGAACACUGUGUUGGUUUUUUUUUUUUUUUGGAUUAAAGCCAAAAGACAAUGGAUCAACAUUUAACAAUGUGCUUUUAAUGGAUUUUUAAUUUUAGGCUAUUCUCUGAGGUGUCUUUCAUAUUACUAUACUUUCAAUAAAUACAAUUUAUUGACAAACUCA